AUGGGCGAAGAAAGGAAGGACCUAGUGGCGGAGAUGGGGCGGGGUGAGGGCGCGCAGUUGCAGCGCGGGAGACGCGGAGUUACGCGAUCGUCCGCUGGUGCUCCGCCACCCACUCGAGCAGCCGCUUCUCGUCCCUGGCCCCUCACCCCUCGUCUCUGCAAGUACGAGAGGGAGGCGAGGCGCUACUGGGAUCUCUUCUACAAGCGCAACGGCGAGCGGGUGAGCGCAUGCCACGUGGUGCACACCCCCCUCGCUCUGCUCUGCGUUGCUCAUUCCGUUUCAACUCCUCCACCCCACUCUCUUUUCCCCUUUCCCCCAUCUCCUCCCCGUCUCGCCGUCGCCCCGUGUCUCUGCGCGCAGUUCUUCAAGGACCGCCACUACCUGCACCACGAGUGGGCGCUCUUCCUCCGCGGGGAUGCGGGCGCAGGGAGAGCGGCAGAGGCGGGGACAGAGGGGGGAAAAGAGGGGGGGGCAGAGGGAGGGGGAGGGGAGGCUAGGGCCGGGGAUGCAGGCGCAGGAGCGGGGAGCGCAGGGGGCGGUGGUGGGUGUGGCGGCGGCAGGGAGGGGUGCGUGUGCGAGCGGUGCGUUGCCAUCCGACGAGUGGUGCUGGAGGUGGGGUGCGGGGCGGGCAACACGGUGUUCCCGUUGCUCGCAGACGACCCGCACCUCUUCGCCCUCGCCUGCGACUUCUCCCCGCGCGCUGUUGCGCUCGUCACCGGCAGUGAGCACUACGACGCGCACAGGCUGAGAGCAUUCGUGGCGGACAUCACAGCGGACCCCCUCGCCACUGCCAUCGCAACCGCCAACGCCACCACCAGCAGUAGCAGCAGCAGUGGUGGUGGUGGUGGUGGUGGUGGUGGUGGUGGUGGUGGUGGUGGUGGUGGUGGUGGUGGUGGUGGUGGUGGUGGUGGUGGUGGUGGUGGUGGUGGUGGUGGUGGUGGUGGUGGUGGUGGUGGUGGUGGUGGUGGUGGUGGUGGUGGUGGUGGUGGUGGUGGUGGUGGUGGUGGUGGUGGUGGUGGUGGUGGUGGUGGUGGUGGUGGUGGUGGUGGUGGUGGUGGUGGUGGUGGUGGUGGUGGUGGUGGUGGUGCGUGCACGAGCUGCGUGCCGCAGUGCCCUGCAGUGUCUCCUCCAUCUCAAGUGGAUGUGGUUACCAUGGUGGUGCCAUGUGGUUACCAUGGUGGGUGCCAUGUGGUUACCAUGGUGGGUGCCAUGUGGUUACCAUGGCUCCUCCCAUCAUGCCAUGGCAUGGCACGGCAUCACCCCACCUUCCAUCACCUCACCUUAACCUCCCUACUUCCCACCGCCACCCCACGGUCCGAACCCCAUGCGCAGGUGUUUGUGCUAUCUGCCAUUUCACCUGAGAAGAUGCCUCUCGCCGUCGCCAACGUGGCCACUGUUCUCAAGGCAGGCGGGCAUGUGUUGGUUCGAGACUAUGCUGCUGGCGACCUGGCUCAGGUGGGUGGUUUAGGUGUGGCGUUCAGGUGUGUUGCUCAGGAGCGGUUGAGGCGCAAGGAGCAGCGCAUCGCCGACAACUUCUAUGUGCGCGGCGAUGGCACCGUGAGUGGAGGGGGGAGCCGAUGCGAGCGUACUAUUUCACAGAGGCGGCGCUGGGAGAGCUGUUUGCGGGGGCGGGCAUGCAGUGCGUGCACAUGGGCGUGUGUGAGCGCACCGUCACCAACCGUGCACGACAGAUCGACAUGCACAGGUGCUGCUGACGUGGCAGGUGCUGCUGACAUGGCAGGUGCUUCUAUUAGCUUGUGCAUUCUUUUGCACACAAAGACCCAUUCCUCAUUUGCUCUGUAUGUGGAACACCCCUUUCCUGUACACCCACUGCAACUGCGCCGCGCUCCUCUCCCCCGCACUCCCUCCUCUUGCCUGCCCCUCGAUGGCACCACCAGGCGCUGGAUCCAAGCAGUCUUCCGCCUGCCCCCCGCUGCCACUGCCGCUCCCUCUGCUCCCUCUGCUCCCUCUGCUGCUUCUGCAACUGCUGCGGAGGAUGUUGGGGCAGGAGGGAUGAGCGACAGGGAAGGAGGGGAGGAGGAGAGAAGCGGAAGUGGGAGCAGUGUUGUGCAAGGCGAGGGCAGGGGCAGGGAAGGAGUUGGUGCCACGGAGAAGAGCGGCAGGGAGGAGGGCGGCAGGGAGGAGGGCGGCACGGGCGGCAGUGACAUCACAUGUGAGGUGGACUGCAGCGGCCUUUUCCUCUCCGACCCCCCUUUAGAGGUGCUUCUCUCUCCCUCCGCUCCCCUCUCUCAUCCCCUCCCUCCCUCCCCUCUCUCCUCCCCUCUCUCCUUUCCCUCUCUGCUUCGCCCUUUUCGCUCCUGUCCCUUUCCCUUCCCUCCUCUCCGCCUAUCUACCCCCACAAAAACGUCUCCCAACCCACCACCCAUUGUCCCCCAGGACCACGCCCUGUCCCUCGCGCACCUGCCACUGCGUGUGCGCCUGCUGUCCCGCGAGCACCAGCAUACGCACGGCAGCACGGGGCGGCUGCUGUGGGAGUCGUCUCAGGUGCUGGCAGCGCUGCUGCUCGCCCACCCCGCCCUCACCCGCCACGCCUCCGUCCUCGAGCUUGGUGCGGGCGGCGCCGCGCUCUGCUCGCUCGCAGCCACUCACAGCGCGCCACGUGUCAUUGUGGCGACAGAUGGGGACGAGAACGCUCUCAGCCUGCUGCCGGGGAAUCUGGAGCUGAAUGCGGGGAGCUUUGAGACGGGCAGGAUCAAGGUGUGCCGGCUGCGGUGGGGCGAUGAGGGCGACGAGGCAGCAGUGACGCAACUGCUUCCCUCUCAUGAUGUGAUUGGGGCGGAUCAGGGUCAUGUGCAGGAGGAGGGAGGGGGAACCACAGCCAGUACAGAAGGGAGCGAUGCGCGCACAGCCCCUGUCGGAGGCAGCAGUAUGAAGGGAGACGAUACCGAGGCUGCUUAUACCGCAACGCAGCAGGGGAGGGGGUUUGAUGUGAUCCUGGGAGCGGACGUGGUGUAUGUGCGUGCCGCCGUGCCGCUGCUCUUCCAGUCGGCCGCCCGCCUCCUGGCACGCCGGGACGGGAGCGGGGGGCGUGUGCCGGUGCUACUGCUGUGCCACAUCACACGCCAGGUGCUCGAGCCUGAUGUGCUGGCUGCAGCGGCAGCAGCGGGGCUAGAGGUGGCGGAGGGAGAGGUGGCAGAGCGUGUUGGGGGGAGUGUGGAGCGGGCGAUGCAGGCAGCGGUGGGGACGGCGUUCCCUGGGGAAGGCAGAGAUGCCUCCCUCUUCCGCCUCCUCUGCUUCCGUGCCACUAGUUUGCCUUGA
Messenger RNA from Closterium sp. Naga37s-1, 3279 nucleotides. NCBI's taxonomy places the organism in Eukaryota, Viridiplantae, Streptophyta, Zygnematophyceae, Desmidiales, Closteriaceae. The record is from the annotation of a GenBank genome assembly.